AUGCUCUCGUUUUGCCCACAUUGUCACAAUAUGCUUCUAGUUUCACAACCAGACGGCGGGGUUUACACCUUACAAUGCGGUGCGUGUCCUUAUACUUUCCCAAUUGAAGGUGUUGAGGUAUAUGAUCGGAAAACGCUGCCGAGAAAAGAAGUCGACGACGUGCUAGGUGGUGGCUGGGAUAAUGUAGAUCAGACUGGGGUCCAGUGUCCGAACUACGACAAUUGCGGUGGAGAAAGAGCCUACUUUUUCCAAUUGCAGAUCAGAUCGGCAGACGAGCCGAUGACUACUUUCUACAAAUGUGUGAAUUGUGGUAAUCGUUGGAGAGAAAAUUGA
Molecule: messenger RNA, 333 nt
Organism: Lachancea lanzarotensis
Lineage: Eukaryota; Fungi; Ascomycota; Saccharomycetes; Saccharomycetales; Saccharomycetaceae
Gene: RPC11
Product: LALA0S02e08416g1_1
Exons: 1
Coding region: 1-333 (110 amino acids)
Biological process (GO): termination of RNA polymerase III transcription; DNA-templated transcription
Cellular component (GO): RNA polymerase III complex
Molecular function (GO): zinc ion binding; nucleic acid binding; DNA-directed RNA polymerase activity
Source: RefSeq, a predicted model, not a curated record